CAUCAAGCAACUCAAACAUCCUCGAUCCCCUCGCUUCUCUUCCGAGAGCUGUUUACCAGUCGUUACAUCCCCAGUCAUUCGCUCCAAAGAACCACCAUCAAAAUGCGUUACACCGAGCUCCUCGCCCUGGCCAUGGGCAACUUGGCCGCUGCCCAGUUCACCACAGGUCGCUUCUCCAACACCACCACCGGCGCCAUUGAGACUGGUACUGCCACCACUGGCACUGAUGUCACCGGCACUGAGACCUCCGGUGCCGCUACCAGCACCUCUGCUGGCGGCAUUGGCAACCCUGACGGCUUCAACUUCCUCGGAUGCUUCUCUUCUGAGAACGGCUUCCCUGGCUUCACUCAGGCCUACUCCUCUGAGGAGAACGACUCUGAGCGUUGUGCUGAUGCUUGCUUGGGCUCCAACUUCUUCGGUCUCUACGACAACAGCUGCUACUGUGGUAACACGCUUGAUAUCAGCACCUCUCCUGCUGUUGGCACUGACCAGUGUGACAUCAGUUGCCCUGGUAACUCUGAUGAGAACUGUGGUGGUCUCGGUUCUGGCGACCGCCUCAUGCGCCGACAGGUCGCUGUCAACGUUCUUCUCUCCGUCUACGUCGCCAUCGGUGUGAACCCUGGUGAGACUGACACUGUCAUCAACACCGACUUCGUCACCGAGACCCUCCCUCCUGUCACCACCACUGCCACCGUCACCUUCACUGAGGAUGGCACCACCGUCACCCAGACCGUCACCACUGUUCUCCCCGCCAUCCCCACCGACGUCAUCAUCAUCUGCUAUGGUAACUACUGUGCUCCUCAGGUCCACUGCCCUACCUGCACCAAGUGGCAGAUUGUCUGCGAGGAUGGCCUCUGCGCUCCCCGUGAAUGCCACGACGACACCUGGACCAAGCUCAAGAUCUGCAACAGCGGAAAGUGCCACUACGCCGACUACAAGGGUGAUGAGUGCAACCAGCGCAUCGUCUGCUACGGCAACGAGUGCCAGCGUGACCAGCACUACUCUGUCGACUACGCUCGCAAGUUCGUCUGCGAUGUCGAUGAGGACCGAUGGUACUUCGAUGAGUGCAAGGACGACUGCUACACCUACGAGAAGUGCUCCAAGGGCGAGUGCGAGCCCGUCCACCCUCCCGUCAAGCCUGAGCCUGUCCACCCUCCCAAGCCCGUCUACCCCGGCAAGCCCCCUGUUGUCGUCGUCCCCGAGCCCGAGACUCCCUCCAAGCCCACCAAGCCCGAGACUCCCUACACGCCUGAGCACCCCGAGACUCCUGCUAAGCCCGAGCACCCCGAGACUCCCGCCAAGCCUGAGACUCCCGAGACUCCUGCUAAGCCCGAG
Messenger RNA from Fusarium oxysporum Fo47, 1335 nucleotides. Its product is annotated as WSC domain-containing protein. The transcript has a single exon. The annotation marks the transcript as partial. NCBI's taxonomy places the organism in Eukaryota, Fungi, Ascomycota, Sordariomycetes, Hypocreales, Nectriaceae. The record is from RefSeq and is a predicted model, not a curated record.